CGAAUAAGUUGCGAUGUACUCAAUAACUGGGUCAUUUCUAAAGCAGCUGAUCUUUCCGUUCACCCGACUAUAUAAGCCCAGACGUUUGCAGUUUGAAAGUAUCAGUUGUUUCACUCAACCGAAUUCGACAUGAAGCUGUUUGUUAUCGCCGCUGUUUUGGCCGUCGCUGCCGCUGCUCCUUCCAGCUACAAGCAGGAGUACAAGCCACCCACCUACUCCCCACCGGCCUACUCCAAACCAGCCUACUCUGCCCCAGCUUACCCCGCACCUGCCUACUCUGCCCCAGCGUACAAGGAUAACAAAUACGCCGACAUCACCAUCACCAGCCAAUCUGAUGAGCGCAACCUCGAUGGCAGCAGCCAAUGGAGCUACGCCCAGUCCGACUACACCACCCGCGAGGAAUCCCAAGUCCAGAAGAAGAUGCAAGGCGUCGCAUACGACUCGUACGGCAAAGCCACCUACGAGGAUGUUAUGGGAAACACCAACAAGGGAUCUUCUUACUGGGUCUCCCCCGAAGGCGAGAAAUUCACUUUGACCUGGGCCGCUGAUGAGGAGGGAUUCAAACCCCAGGGCGCCCACUUGCCCGUUGCCCCCGUCCACGUCUACGAGCUCCCAGUUGCUCCCGUCCACGAAUACGAACUCCCAGUUGCCCCAGUUCACAUUCCAUUCAACGGAAAGGGCUACAAGAUCUAUUAAAUUAUUUGAUACCUGAUUGAAGUGAAGAGAUAAGUUAUUCUCAUGUAUUCUAUGCAAUGACAUUAUUCUUGUUGUUGACGUGAAUAUGUGUAAAAUAUAAACGACGAAGAACAUCCCAAA
Messenger RNA from Daphnia pulicaria, 816 nucleotides. RefSeq names its product endocuticle structural glycoprotein SgAbd-2-like. The record is from RefSeq and is a predicted model, not a curated record. Gene Ontology annotation, molecular function: structural constituent of chitin-based larval cuticle. The transcript is spliced from 3 exons. Bases 130 to 696 code for a protein of 188 amino acids. Lineage: Eukaryota; Metazoa; Arthropoda; Branchiopoda; Diplostraca; Daphniidae. Gene Ontology annotation, cellular component: chitin-based extracellular matrix.